This is a messenger RNA of Meira miltonrushii, 3293 nucleotides long. Its product is annotated as putative chitin synthase 1. Bases 264 to 3170 code for a protein of 968 amino acids. The transcript is spliced from 3 exons. Gene Ontology annotation, cellular component: cell periphery; cell septum. The record is from RefSeq and is a predicted model, not a curated record. Gene Ontology annotation, molecular function: chitin synthase activity. Lineage: Eukaryota; Fungi; Basidiomycota; Exobasidiomycetes; Exobasidiales; Brachybasidiaceae.
UUUUUUUCCUAUUCAAUUGGCUUUGAAGAUGAUCUCUCUUCCUACCAAAUCAGACUCGUUGCCUUAGUUUUCUUACGCUUGCUCUUCGAUCAUCUACUCUAAGCAAGCUUACCUCGUUCGAAUUCGCCGUCGGAAAGAAUAAUUAGAAGGAACGAUCGAUUUGCUUUCCUGUUCUUCGCUUCAAUUUGCUUCGAUUUAACCAUAAACCACCAUCAUCAUUUCUCUCAAAUCAUUUACACAUACAGUCUUUUAGGUGACCUUCAAUGAAUUCAAACGGAAGGCCAAAUGGCCAGGGAGGUGGUGGAAGAGGAGGAGCAGCGGGUUACAACAACAACAAUCGAAGACAAGUCUAUCCGGCUGCUGCGCAAAAUGGAAGAUCACAAGCACCACGCGAUCCCCUUCGCAACACCUCAAACGGCUACGAUCAACCAUCAUACAAUCAACCAGCUUCAGGAUUCCGUGGCCCUCCUCCUCAACCUCCUCGUGCAUUACCUACAGGCGCUGUCACCAUGGAUAAUUCAAAUCCAUUCUAUCAUGUGGCAGAUGGUAAUCCAAGUUAUGCUAGCGGUUUCAUCACCCAUGGCAUUGAAGGCAAUCACUCUACAUACGAACUUGAAGAUGAUCAAAAAGUACCUCUCAAUCAAUCUACAGAAAAGUUUGGAAAUUAUCCUCCCAUGUCUGCUUACGGUCGCAAUGGCUCAAGCGAUGAAGGAGCAUAUCCAAUGAUGCCUGUACCAUAUGGAAUGCAUGGAAUGCAUAACGCUUCCACUGCUUUUGCCGGAAGUGAACUUGGACCAGAUGAUAGUGCAAGUCAAGUUGCAUGGAUGAAAAGACAACAAGCUCCAAAGAGAGGUUUGACACGUAAAGUCAAAUUGACCCGAGGAAAUUGGGUGGUUGAACAUCAUGUUCCAACGGCAGUUCGCAAUAGUGUUGAACCUAAAUGGUUAAAUGGAUCACGCACAAACGAAUUCUCGCAUAUGCGCUAUACUGCAGCUACCUGCGAUCCCGAUGAGUUCACACCCGAUAAUGGCUGGACAUUGCGCACAACAUCGCAAUAUCAGCGUGACACAGAAUUAUUGAUCGCAAUCACUUACUAUAACGAAGACCGUACCUUACUUGCACGUACAUUACACGGUGUUAUGCUCAACAUUCGUGACAUCUGCAAGAGUAAAGCUUCUAAAUUCUGGAAAAGAAGUGCAGAAGAAGGUCGACCUGGUUGGCAAAGAAUCGUCGUUUCUCUUGUCUUUGAUGGUAUCGACCCUUGUGAUAAGGAAGUAUUGGACCUCUUGGCAACUGUCGGUGUUUAUCAAGAUGGUGUGAUGAAAAGAAAGGUUGACGGAAAAGAAACUAUUGCUCACAUUUUUGAAUAUACCACCCAACUUUCCGUUACUCCUUCGCCGGAAUUGGUCCAACCACAUGGAGAGGAUCCCAACAAUCUCGUGCCCGUUCAAAUGAUCUUCGUUUUGAAGCAAAAGAAUAGCAAAAAGAUUAACAGUCAUCGUUGGUUGUUCAACGCACUCGGUCGUCAAUUGCAGCCUGAAGUAUGCAUCUUGAUCGAUGCCGGAACCAAGCCAGGACACAAGAGUCUCUACUACCUUUGGGAAGCUUUUUACAACAAUGCAAACCUCGGAGGUGCUUGUGGUGAAAUUCAUGCUAUGAUCAAAAGUGGUCGUAAGUUGAUCAAUCCAUUGGUUGCAGCACAAAAUUUUGAAUACAAGAUGUCCAACAUUCUCGAUAAGCCACUCGAAUCAGCAUUUGGAUAUGUGAGCGUUUUGCCUGGUGCAUUUAGUGCUUACCGUUUCAGAGCUAUUCAAGGACGUCCAUUAGGUCAAUAUUUCCACGGUGAUCAUACGCUUGCUGAACGAUUGGGCAAGAAGGGUUUGCAUGGAAUGGGUAUCUUUGAAAAGAACAUGUUCUUGGCAGAAGAUCGUAUCUUGUGUUUCGAAUUGGUGGCCAAAGCUGGAGACAAAUGGACAUUGACAUAUGUCAAGCCUUCCAAAGGUGAAACUGAUGUACCUGAAGGAGCAGCCGAAUUGAUUUCACAACGCAGAAGAUGGCUUAACGGUAGUUUCGCCGCUUCAAUCUAUUCUUUGGUCCACUUUUUCCGUAUCUACAAAUCUGAUCACAACAUCCUUCGUUUAUUCUUCUUCCACAUUCAAGCGGUAUACAAUGCGUUCAGUUUACUCUUCUCUUGGUUCGCCUUGGCAAAUUUAUGGCUCACAUUUAGCAUCAUUAUCAACUUUUUGCCUACAGAAUUGUUGAAAGGGCAGCCGACUUUAUUAAUCGUUUUCCAUUGGAUCAAUUCUGCGUGCAAGUGGAUCUACAUUUUCUUCAUCGUCUUACAAUUCGUCCUCGCUCUCGGUAAUCGACCUAAGGGAGAGAAAGCAACGUAUAUAGCAAGCUUUAUCGUAUUUGCUUGUCUGGGUGCUUAUCUCACAACCGUCGCAAUUGUUUUAACGAUCAAAGGUAUCGAAGCGGCAGAAAACAGUCCGGGAGACUUUUAUGAAAAGUUUUUUGCACAUCGAGAAACAAGUGUGCUUUUAGCCGCUCUCGCAGCAACUUUUGGUAUUUAUAUGCUGGCUUCAAUCUUGUAUGCCGAUCCUUGGCAUAUGUUUACCAGUUUCCCGCAGUACCUCUUGAUUGCUCCUUCUUUCAUCAAUAUCCUCAACGUGUACGCAUUUUGCAAUUUGCACGAUGUUUCUUGGGGUACGAAGGGAAGCGAUAAAGCAGAUGCAUUACCUACCGUUGAUACCAAGAAAGACAAGCCUGGUCAAGAAGCAGGAACGGUAGAAGAAAUUGAACGAGAACAAGCGGAUAUCGAUGCAACGUUCAAACAAGUUGUCAGUCGUGCGAUUGCACCUGUUGUACGUACAGAGGUUAUUGAAAAGCCAACGAUGGAUGAUGGAAAUCGAACGUUCCGAACACGUUUGGUUGCAUUUUGGUUAUUGACAAAUGGAAUUUUGAUCGUUUUGAUCGAGAAUGUGAACGGAUAUAGCGGUGAUGAAACGCAACAACAAAUCCAAGAAGUUCAGAGUAACAAACAAUCCAUCUAUUUUGCCGUUAUCCUUUGGUCUACGUUUGGAUUGACUGCAUUCAGAUUUGUUGGAUGUUUGUACUUUUGGAUUGGACGUCAACUUGGCCGUUUGUGGCGCAAAGAUCGAUCAUGGUAAUCAUAUCUGUUUCUAUAUACACAUACUCUCUCUCUCUCCCUCUUAUCUUUCACAGUAGAAUCUUUUUCCCAUAUAUGUACCUAUAAUCACUCUUAGCUUUGGACAAUUGAUUCGUAUCUAUAA